Molecule: messenger RNA, 1512 nt
Organism: Pieris macdunnoughi
Lineage: Eukaryota; Metazoa; Arthropoda; Insecta; Lepidoptera; Pieridae
Source: the annotation of a GenBank genome assembly
AUGGUAUACUUAGAUGACAUAAUUGUAUACUCAGCUAGUUUACAAGAACAUAUAGUAAAACUUAAGAAAAUUUUUGAACGUUUACGUGAGACUAAUUUAAAGGUUACACUAGACAAAAGCGAAUUUCUCCGAAAAGAGGUUCUAUACUUAGGACACACCAUAUCUAAAGAAGGCCUUAUGCCAAACAAUGAUAAAAUUAAAGCAGUUUUAGAAUUCCCGAUUCCACGUACAUCAACUGAAAUAAAGAGUUUCUUAGGCCUCGUUGGUUACUAUCGAAAAUUCAUUAGAGAUUUCUCUAAAAUAACACAGCCAUUGACAUCUUGUUUAAAAAAAAAGAAUAAAAUUGACAUCACCAAGCCCGAAUACAUAGAAGCCUUUGAAAAGUGCAAGGAACUUUUAGUUAACGCGCCUAUUUUACAAUUUCCGGAUUUCAGUAAACCAUUUGUCCUUACAACAGACGCAUCCAAUGUCGCAUUAGGUGCAGUACUUUCCCAAGGUCAAAUUGGUAGCGACAAACCCAUCGCUUUCGCAAGUCGUACGCUGAACGAAGCAGAGACACGCUAUAGCACAAUAGAAAGAGAGUUGUUGGCCAUCGUCUGGGCGACAAAAUAUUUCCGGCCUUAUUUAUAUGGACGUAAAUUCACGAUAUACACCGAUCACAGGCCGUUAACCUGGCUUAACUCAAUAAAGGAACCGAAUACCAAAUUAACACGUUGGAAAUUACGUUUAGCCGAAUUUGACUAUGAUAUUGUAUUUAAAAAUGGGAAGCAAAAUUCAAACGCAGACGCAUUAUCCAGAAUUAGGAUCAACGCUUUGGGCAAUGAUGAUAUCUCGCUAAAGGUAAACGUGGACAUAAAUGAACGAAAUCUUCAAGGUCACAUUGACAAUCUAACAGAAGAGAUAACCCGCUUAGCUAGAAACCAACAUCAAGAAAACCCUCCAACACCUAUGGAAGUAUCUCCAGCUUCUGAACGAACACUCAGUGUGGAAUCAUUAGGGUCUAGCACCAUUACUGCAUCUGAAAUAAUGAGCACAAUCCAUUCCGCGGAGGAUAUAGAUACAGAUGGUAUAUGUAUUCUGCAAGAAGCUAUAGACACAAAGCCAAAUCAAGUACUUGUAUUCCCCUGGAAUAGGAAAGAAAUAUUAGUUAAAAAUUUAUCUAGGCCGAAACAAAAAAUAUUAGAGGUACACUUACCUGUGAAUAAUAUAGACUUAAUUAAAAACUUUUUAAAAGAAUACACAAAACCUAAUAUAAAAUAUUUCUUUUACUUUGAAGAUGGACAGCACCGUAAGGAAUUUGCGGCGGUUACAAUAUCACUUUUUAAAAAAGGCACUGUUAAAUUUUAUGAAUGCACAAAACGAGUCAUUUACGUAGAUAAUGAAGAGGAACAGCGAGAUAUAAUUAUCAAAUAUCAUGAUGGGAAAAAUAGUCACCGUGGUAUUAAAGAGACUUUAAUUCAUUUAAAAGAACCUGUUUCUGGAACAACAUGGAACAAACUGUUGCGAGUGUAG